Centropristis striata (black sea bass) is the source of this 2383-nucleotide messenger RNA. RefSeq names its product chromosome partition protein Smc-like. The coding region runs from base 134 to 2203 and encodes 689 amino acids. NCBI's taxonomy places the organism in Eukaryota, Metazoa, Chordata, Actinopteri, Perciformes, Serranidae. Gene Ontology annotation, molecular function: protein binding. The record is from RefSeq and is a predicted model, not a curated record. The transcript has 31 exons.
GCUUCAGCUCAGACUGAACGUGAGUGACAGCUCCGUGGACGAGCUGCAGAGGAAGAACUCAGCUCUGCAGAGUCGUCUGAACUCUCUGGAGGAAAAACUGAACUCAUCAUCUAAAAGAGACGAACUCAGCUUCAUGCGAGACGAGGUGUCCUCGAUGAACCACAGGAUGAACUCAGGUGAGCUUCAGGUGCAGGAGCUGAUGAAAAACUCUUCAGAGUUGGAGGUCAGACUGGGAGUCAGUGAUAAACAGCUGGAGCAUCUGCACACACAGAACUCAGUUUUGAGCUUCAGACUGAAUGAAACUGAGGAUCGUCUGCAGCAGCUCACAAACACAAACUCAGUUCAGUCUGUUAAGCUUUCCUCUCUGGAGUCCAGAGUGACUCACGGACACAACAACACUACAGCUCUGGAGGUCAGACUGAGAUCCUCUGAGACACAGCUGGAACAGCUGCAGAAUCACACUGCAGAGUUAGAGGUCAGACUGGGAGUCAGUGGGAAAAAGCUGGAACACCUGCACACACAGAACUCAGUUUUGAGCUUCAGACUGAAUGAAACUGAGGAUCGUCUGCAGCAGCUCACAAACACAAACUCAGUCACUGAAAACCAGCUGAAGACUCUCAUCAAAGUUCAGUCUGUUGAGCUUUCCUCUUUGGAGUCCAGAGUGACUCAUGGACACAACAACACUACAGCUCUGGAGGUCAGACUGAGAUCAUCUGAGACACAGCUGGAACAGCUGCAGAACCACACUGCAGCUCUGGAGGUCAGACUGAGAGUCAGUGAGACACAGGUGGAUCAUCUGUACACACAGAACUCAGAGUUGGAUAUCAGACUGGGGGUCAGUGAGACACAGCUGGAAUUCCUGCACACACAGAACUCAGAGUUGGAGGUCAGACUGGGAAUCAGUGGGAAAAAGCUGGAACACCUGCACACACAGAACUCAGUUUUGAGCUUCAGACUGAAUGAAACUGAGGAUCGCCUGCAGCAGCUUACAAACGGAAACUCAGUCACUGAAAACCAGCUGAUGACUCUCAUCAAAGUUCAGUCUGUUGAGCUUUCCUCUCUGGAGUCCAGAGUGACUCACGGACACAACAACACUACAGUUCUAGAGGUCAGACUGAGAUCCUCUGAGACACAGCUGGAACAGCUGCAGAAUCACACUGCAGAUCUCGAGGUCAGACUGAGAGUCAGUGAGACACAGCUGGAACAUCUGCACACACAGAACUCAGUUCAGUCUGUUGAGCUUUCCUCUCUGGAGUCCAGAGUGACUCACGGACACAACAACACUACAGUUCUAGAGGUCAGACUGAGUUCCUCUGAGACACAGCUGGAACAGCUGCAGAAUCACACUGCAGAUCUCGAGGUCAGACUGAGAGUCAGUGAGACACAGCUGGAACAUCUGCACACACAGAACUCAGUUCAGUCUGUUGAGCUUUCCUCUCUGGAGUCCAGAGUGACUCACGGACACAACAACACUACAGUUCUAGAGGUCAGACUGAGUUCCUCUGAGACACAGCUGGAACAGCUGCAGAAUCACACUGCAGAUCUCGAGGUCAGACUGAGAGUCAGUGAGACACAGCUGGAACAUCUGCACACACAGAACUCAGUUCAGUCUGUUGAGCUUUCCUCUCUGGAGUCCAGACUGACAGACAAACACAACAACACUACAGAGUUGGAGGUCAGACUGGGAAUCAGUGAGAAACAGCUAGAACAUCUGCACACACAGAACUCAGUUUUAAGCCUCAGACUGAAUGAAACUGAGGAUCAUCUGCAGCAGCUCACAAACACAAACUCAGGUGAGCUGAAGGUGGCAUUCUCAGCCGGUCUGACUGAUUCAGGAUCAGUCGGACCGUUUGACCAGGAGACGACUCUGAUCUUCUCCAAAACCAUCACCAACAUUGGCCGCGCCUACAACCAGACAGCGGGUGUGUUCACAGCUCCUGUCAGAGGACUUUACUUCUUCAGCUUCACGGCUGCAGAUUACCUCAAAGGUUACAUGGGACUCUACCUGUACAGGAACAAUCAGCCAAUCACCUUCAGCCUGAACCUGAAUGACCAUGGCGGCUAUGCCUCCACGUCCAACGGAGUGGCACUGCAACUGGAGGAGGGUGACGGGGUCCACCUCAGUCUGCCGGCCAGCUACAGGCUCUACGACGACUCCCGAAACUUCAGCGUGUUCUCCGGCUUCCUGCUGUUCUCCCUCUGACGGGACAUCCCCCCUCUAACGGGACCAUCCCCCCUCUGAUGGGACAUCCCCCCCUAACGGGACCAACCCCCUCUGACGGGACAUCACCCUUCUGACGGGACCAUCCCCCCUCUGACAGAACCAACCCCCUCUGACGGGACCAUCUCCUGACCCUACCCCGUGCCUCGGACAGUGAGCUCG